Messenger RNA from Suillus paluster, 702 nucleotides. RefSeq lists its product as uncharacterized. The coding region runs from base 1 to 702 and encodes 233 amino acids. The transcript is spliced from 4 exons. NCBI's taxonomy places the organism in Eukaryota, Fungi, Basidiomycota, Agaricomycetes, Boletales, Suillaceae. The record is from RefSeq and is a predicted model, not a curated record.
AUGCUCUCUCUCGCAUGCUUUGUGUUCUCCCUCUUUCUUUGGGGGACCGGAUACUUCAAGUCCAACAACAUCGGUGCUAUGAUCGCCAUCUCGACAGGCGCAUUCAUCGGCUCACUGUGGACAAUAUUUACAAAGGUGGUAUACAAACCGCAGCUCGUUUCAGUAGAGGCCACGUGGGCUUUUGCCUUGUUACCUUUCGAAAUAUUACUAGGUCUUUUCUCCGUCAACCUCAAUAUCGCAGAUGUACCUGCUGCACAUGCCGCCUACCUGUGCCUCGCAACGCUUAUAUGGCUCAACGCAGCUCUGGUUUUCAUAUAUGCGGUAACCAUCAUUCUCCUUGCCCUCUUUACUCAGGCUUCGCAUGACCGUGACGUUUGGUCCCGCGACAUUGAUUCAAGUCCAUCUCCGUUCCCGCUGCAUAUCAUCGUCGCAUACGUAUUUUCAUCUAUGACUCGACCCUUCUCUCUAGCCGCCCGUCAAAACAGACCGACGCCCCCUGUAUCAAAGGAUUACUGUUUCCCUGGCUGUACUUGCUCCCGUAAACUUCCCAAUUCUUCGUCUCUUUCGGACCUCCAGACACUCGGGUCAACCUUGGAGAACACUACCGAUGAUAUAUCAAGGACGCACUCCCUUAUCAAUAUUCGUGUUCCGACGGCGAUGGAAAGACCCAAGCCAAUUGCCGUCACGCUUCGGUCAAGAUAA